CUCUCUCUCUCUCUCCAACCUUCAACAAAAGAUUUUUUUUCCCUUUCUUGGUAGCCAAGUUUUGAUCUUCAUCCAAAAUUCUUCAACAAUGGCGGUUGAUUCCGGCUACGAGAAGUCGAGAAAGAGAAAGAGGAAGAAGAACAAGAAAAAGCUUCUUGUUGGAGAACACGUAGAGGUCUUAUAUUCUGAUGAAGGGCUUAAAGGAUCCUGGCACUCGGGAAUAGUUAUUGAGUUAGAAGAAGGCACUCGGCUUGUCGAAUAUACAAAUCUUAUGAAUGAGGACAAUUGCUCCUCACUUAUAGAAUCAAUCCCCGUGUCUCCAGCAAUUGAAGGACAGAUUGUAAAAACACAAAAAAACCACCAUGGCAAUAUAAGGCCUUUACCACCUCAUUACGAAGUCCAAGAAUCCGAGAUCAAAUAUGGGUUGUGUGUUGAUGCCUUGGUGGACGAUGCAUGGUGGGAGGGCGUGGUAUUUGAUCAGAAAGAGGGUUCAAAAAAGAGGUUGAUCUUUUUUCCUGAUCAAGGUGAUCAACAAAUGGUGACUCUGGAUCGAUUGCGUCUCACCCAAGAGUGGAACGAGGUUUCUGGGCGUUGGAAGCCUCGGGGUGAGUGGAUUUUGCUUCAAGUGCUUCAACCAUUUGAGCAGGAAGAGGGACUGCCAGUAUCUAUUAGGGAAAUUUGGUACGAUUUGAGAAUUACAGCUACAUUCUCAGAGAAAAUUGGAGUGUGGACGUUUGGAUCUCGUUCUAUCUGGCACACUUUGGUUUCAGAGAUAAUACAGGAGCUGCGGUCUGUUGUUCUUGGUGUGAUUAUUUUAAGCAGUCCUGCAUUUUCUAGAUUACAUCCAAUCAAUUAUUGCCCUUUGUCAGACAGCCCUUUCAAUGAAAGGCGUGCUUCUGGGAGUUUUUCUCAUGUAGACAUAGAAAACGUGAAAGCAGACGGUUCAAGAAGUGGUUUAAAGAAUUUUCAUGCUAUUUAUGAUCAGAAGUCUGUGGGGGAAGUCUGUGGUUCUAUUAGUUCAAGAAGUGGUUUAAAGAAUUUUCAUGCUAUUUAUGAUCAGAAGUCUGUGGGGGAAGUCUGUGGUUCUAUUAUAGACGCCAGCGAGACAUGCAGAAGGGCUGAUUAUCAAGAAGCAAGGCAUAAAAUGGUUGAUGGUAGAAUAAGUGGGGGAGCCAGAGAAACUUGGAAACCUUUGGAUCUUGAGGUCUCAUAUUAUCCUGAAGCUGCAAAGAUCUGUGCACAUGAACUUUGGAGAAACUUCAUUUCACCCGAUGAUAAAGCUGAAGAUGUAAAACUGAAAGCUAGGACGCAUCUUUUAGCUAUUGGAUGGAAGAUUGAAACUAGAAAGGACGAGAGGAUGGUAAGGUUUUAUUAUAAAUCACCCGAGGGGAGAAGCUAUGCUUCCCUCUAUAGAGCCUGCUAUGCAUUGUUAGAGGGGCAACAAAAGAGGAAGCAAAAGGGCAGAAAUGACCUGAUUCAAGGUUUGUCAAAGAGAAGCAAAUAUUGGAGGGAGGAUUCUAGGCUUGACACAAAAUCAAACAGGAUAUACACACAGAAAUCUCAAUCCUUAUCCAAAAUGAUUGAUUCUGGCACCAACAAGGAGAUUUCAUCCAGUGUCUUUCAAGAGUGUUGGCCUACUAACCAUGCCAUGUUAAGCGAGAAUGAUCUGUUGUCAAAUGAUUUUGAAAAUGUCUCUCUUGUGUCUGAUGAUCUUGAACCAGGGAGGUUCCCGGAAGCGGUAUUAGAGUAUAAAAGGUACUUGGAUUUAUUCAGGGCUGAAGUUAAACAUGUUACAUCACGUGACAUCAAUAUGAUCAGGUUGAAUGCUCGGAAACAUCUCAAAUUCAUGGGAUGGAAAUUUUGGAUCAAAAGACAAGAAGCAAAUAAGCUGUUUAUAACUUCUCCGACUGGAAAGGCUUUUCAAUCUCUUUAUUCGGCUUGUGUUGAAUACUUGAAAGAAGAAAAUCUCAAUAACAAUACUGAUGAGGCAUCACUAAAGAGGGCCGGAAGCAGAAUUGUAAAUCUCUCUAAUUUUUCAGAAUCUGGGGAAAAUAGAUCUGAUAAUUUGGUCAUGGAAAGAAAUGGGAAAUUGAAGAGAAAGAAAGAACGUUGUCAUUUUGCUUCAUUUCCAUCCACAUCUUCAGCUUCUCCAUCUUCUGCUGUUGAAAAUUCAAAAAGAAAGAAGACAUGCCAAGAUAAUGAAUUAAGCAGUUAUCUCUCCCCACAGGAAACACAGUCAAGGAAAAGGCCGCUACAGAGAUCAGUACAAACUUCCAGCCAGCGUGGUGCGGGAACUGUGUUAUCUUUGCUGAUAGAAAAUGACAUGGUGCAUCUAGGGGAUCAAGUAAGCUAUAUUCGUAAGAAAGAUGGACAGGUUUUGAAGGAAGGGAACAUUGCAGCUGAUGGGAUAAAGUGCACGUGUUGUAAAAAGAUAUAUAAAAUUAGCAAUUUUGAGGUUCAUGCUGGAAGCACAUACCGAAGACCUGCUUCCAGCUUAUUCUUAAAAGACGGAAGAUCGUUACUGGAGUGCAAGAAGCAGAUGAUACAAUAUAAUAAGCCUAAAGCCUUUCGACGCCUCCGAGUGAAGGGUGACUGUUCUGAGUAUAAAAGUGAUGCUAUUUGUACUGUUUGUCAUGAUGGUGGUUCACUAGUUCUAUGUGAUCACUGUCCAUCCUCGUUUCAUCUCAGCUGUGUGGGUUUGGAGAGUGUGCCAGAGGGAAAAUGGUUUUGUCCAUCCUGUCAAUGCAGAAUAUGUGGCAUGAGUGAGUUCAAUUAUGAUGCUGACCAGUUCUCCGAGAAGACAAUACUGUAUUGUGAUCAAUGUGAGCGUGAAUAUCAUGUUGGGUGCAUGAGAAAGAGAGGGGAUAAAACUUUAAGUAGUUGUCCAGUUGGAAAUUGGUUUUGCAGUGAAAAAUGUUCAAAGAUAUUUCUUCAUCUGCGACAACUUCUUGGGGUAUCUCAACCAACAGCUGUAAAAGGGUUACAAUGGACUAUUUUGAGAUCAAGUAGGGAAAAUGGGGUUGAUAACUUGCAAUUCGAUGCUGAGACCAUGACUGAGCAUGAAAGCAAGCUCUGUGUUGCGCUUAAAGCACUGAAAGAAUGCUUUGUCAGUAUUACAGAACCUCGUACACAGAGCGAUCUUGUUGCAGAUCUUCUAUUUAAUAGAGAGUCAGAGCUAAGGAGGUUAAACUUUUAUGGAUUUUAUACCAUGCUUCUGGAAAAAGAAGAUGAGCUAGUAUCUGUAGCUGUAUUCAGGGUUUAUGGAGAAAAGGUUGCGGAAAUGCCUCUUGUUGGUACGAGAUCCAAAUUUCGCCACCAAGGAAUGUGUCGCCUUCUUGUCAGUGAACUUGAGAAGUUGCUUUCACAUUUAGCGAUCAAGAACCUGGUAUUGCCUGCAGUUCCUCAGCUCUUACAGACAUGGACAUCUUCCUUCAGAUUUAGCAAGAUGACCAGUUCGGAUAGAUCGAGCCUUUUGGAACACACAAUUCUGUACUUCCAAGAUACUAUAAUGUGCCAGAAACUCCUAGCAAGAGCUCCAACAGUUUCCAUGAAGCCAGAAGGACAGUGCAAAAAGAUAAUGGACAUAUGCAAUAGAAGUAUUGAGAUGGACUCUGAAAUUGACAAUAAUGUUUCUGAAGCUGGCCAUUCUCCGAUUAGUACUUGUUCAAAGCCAAUCCAGCAAGAAGAACCACAGCCUGAGCGGAAUGGCCUGGUAAAAGCUCCUCUAGCAAAUCUUAUGGGUAGCAAUGUUUCAGGGGAUAUGUCUCCAAUUCUCGCGUUGAUGGUGCCAAACACUUUCAAUUCCAAGAUUACAAGGAAGCCUCAUGCAUACAUUCACAGGGAUGGCUCUAUGACACGACACCUAACCAAGAAUGUAAAUAAUGGAGUGGAAAAUACUUUCAAAUACUUCUACAGGCGCAGGAUGGCGAGCAACAACUAGCCAUUUUCCACCUAGAGAUGAUACUAGCAAGUUGCACAGGAAGUUUUUUGCCCGAUACCUAAUUACAGUGAAGUAGGAGCUGCACAUAUAAUGCCGUACAACGCUAGAUAUUGUGAUGUAAUACUUAACGUUUGCAUUGCGAUUCUUAUCGUCCAAUUUGGUUCUAAUCACUGUUUAUGGAUCCAGUUAUUGCAUGCUCAUCGCUCACAGGAGUACGACUUGUACUAGCUUCCCCCUUUUGUUACCAUUUUUCCCAAUGUUUCGAGCCUUCGCUAAUAGUAGUAAGUAAACUCACUCUAAAUGUGUCGAUAUCUUACUCUUUGAUGAAACUUUAUGUGAACAGGUUAUUUCUCUUUA
Asparagus officinalis (garden asparagus) is the source of this 4297-nucleotide messenger RNA. RefSeq lists its product as uncharacterized. The transcript has 12 exons. NCBI's taxonomy places the organism in Eukaryota, Viridiplantae, Streptophyta, Magnoliopsida, Asparagales, Asparagaceae. The coding region runs from base 89 to 3940 and encodes 1283 amino acids. Gene Ontology annotation, molecular function: transcription corepressor activity. Gene Ontology annotation, biological process: negative regulation of DNA-templated transcription. The record is from RefSeq and is a predicted model, not a curated record.